AAUGGAAAUUGAGAAAAAAUUCAGUCAAUGUGGUAAUUACAACAUACUUUAAACUUUGGGAUCUGGAUAUCAUGCUAAGUAAUAUCUUUAUUUAAUUAUUUAGAGUAAAAUUAGGUGAAGAAAAUGGAAAAAAAGUGGCCAUAAAGAUUUUUAAGAAUUAGCAUGAUACAGCCUAAAACAUCAAAGCACUUACUAAUGAAAUCAACAUUCUUAAAUAACUAAAUCAUCCCAAUUUAGUCAACCUUAUAGAAUUCAACAAUGCUCUUCCAUAUAGAGUAAUAAUUAAUCAAUAUUUAAAUAGAGAAAAAAUGGAUAAAUCGAACAACGUGUAUGCAUUAUAUUGGAAUUGGCUUCAGGUGGAGAACUUUUUGAAUACGUAGCCUCAUCUGGAAGAUUUGCUCAAGAAACUUCUAGAUUUUACUUUAAAUAAUUAUUGUCUGCAAUGGUAUACAUGACAAGCAAAGGAAUUUGUCAUAGAGAUUUGAAAUUGGAGAAUAUCUUAUUAGAUGAAAACUUCAACCUUAAAGUAGCUGACUUUGGAUUCGCCAAAGUUAUGGAAGCUGCAAAAUUAAAGACAAGUCUUGGAACACCUGGUAUCAUAUAAUAUAUUAACAUUUAGGUUAUAUGGCACCAGAAAUAGUAUUAAAGAAAGAAUAUAAUGGAACUAAAGUAGAUAUAUUUUCUGCUGGUGUUAUUUUGUUUAUUCUUCAUGCUGGAUCCCCACCAUUCUCAUAAGCCGCUGAUAAAGAUUAAUACUUUAGAUUAUUAUCAAACAAUAAAUGGGAUCUAUUUUGGAAUUAACAUUUAAAAUACAAGGGAGGAAAUCCUGAAUUUUUCCCAUAAGAUUUCAGGUAUUUAUAAUUUAAUAAUUAUUUUCAUAGAAAUUUAAUGCAUGGAAUGUUGGCUCCAAAUCCUGAUCAAAGAUUUACUUUAGAACAAUGUAUGUAACAUCCAUGGGUGAAUGGACCAACAGCCUCAAUAGAAUAAAUUAAUAAUGAAUUUAGAAAGAGACAUGAAAGAGUAUAAGCUGAAAUCUUAGCUUCAAAGAUGAAAAAGCAAGCCUAAAAGGAAAAAACAUAAAGUAAUUAUAUCUUUAUAUUUAUUAAUAGAAGGACCUAUUGGUAAUUUCAGAUCUAUCAUUGGUGAAAGUGAAUAAGAAAAUUUCACAGAAACAAUAGAAAAAUUUAAUUUGAAUUUUGAAAAUAGAUUCUUAACAAAAGGAAAAGAUACAGGAUUACCAAAUGAUAUUACUCUUUAUCAAGAUCCAAAGUUUGUGUUUUGUUAUUUACUCAAAAAUUGUAAAAAUUUCGCCUCAAAAGUGAAUAAAAUUCAUGAAACCAAAUAUAAAGUAUAUUCUUAAAUUACAUAAAUAGAUAAACUUUGAAAUGGCUGAUUAAUAAGAAGAAAAUGCUGAUUAAUAAGAAGAAAAUCUUUAAUAUUCAAUAGAGAUUUUAGAUUGUGAUGAUGAAAUGAUUAAAUUGAAUUUGACCAAAAUAUCAGGAGAUUAUCUUAAAUUCAAAGUGAUCAAUGGUUAAAUUAGAAAAACCAUCAAGGAAUUUUUGAAAGAAGAAGUUAAAUAGAAUUGAA
This is a messenger RNA of Paramecium pentaurelia, 1587 nucleotides long. Lineage: Eukaryota; Ciliophora; Oligohymenophorea; Peniculida; Parameciidae. The record is from the annotation of a GenBank genome assembly.